Guillardia theta CCMP2712 is the source of this 765-nucleotide messenger RNA. RefSeq lists its product as hypothetical. The transcript has 7 exons. Gene Ontology annotation, cellular component: axoneme. Gene Ontology annotation, molecular function: dynein heavy chain binding. The coding region runs from base 1 to 765 and encodes 254 amino acids. The record is from RefSeq and is a predicted model, not a curated record. Lineage: Eukaryota; Cryptophyceae; Pyrenomonadales; Geminigeraceae.
AUGCUGCCUCCUUCGGCUUCGCUCGUCGCGUUCGACUCGCCCGUCCUUAUCGCCACAGCGAAAGCCAAGACCGCCAAGACCGCCAAGCCUGCUGCUGCCCCCACUGCCUCCUCCCCUCCUAAGAACCAGCCCGCGAGCAACGGCUCGGCUGAUGCAUCCAGUAAAACGGAGGACAUUCUCAAUUCUAUUCUUCCACCCAGAGAAUGGACGGAGGAUGGACAGCUAUGGGUUCAAUAUGUUUCAAGCACACCAGCAACGAGGCUUGAUGUCAUCAAUCUGCAGGAGGACCUCGACCGAAAAUUGCAACAAAGGCAAGCGAGAGAGACUGGGAUAUGUCCUGUUCGAGAAGAGCUCUAUGUGCAAGCGUUCGACGAGAUCAUCCGUCAGGUUACCAUUAACUGCGCUGAGCGAGGGCUUCUUCUGUUGCGAGUUCGAGAUGAGAUUCGCAUGACGAUUGCAGCAUAUCAAACGCUUUACGAGAGCUGUAUUGCAUUUGGAAUGCGGAAAGCGCUCCUUGCCGAACAGUACAAGGUGGAAAUGAAGAACAAGAUUGUACAGCUUGAAGGUGAAACAACAGAUCUCAAUCGUCAGAUUGAGGAAUUGAAGACCAAGUGCGAUUCAACAGAGAAGAAGGAAGCUGAAAGAAGAGCGUUGGAAGAGAAGAAACAUCAGGAGGAAGUGCAAUCUUUGAAGAAAACAAACGUUCAGACGAAGCAAGAGCUCGAACGCAUCCUCGCCCCUGCACAACCUCCGCAGAAGAAGUAG